This is a messenger RNA of Rubroshorea leprosula, 1949 nucleotides long. Lineage: Eukaryota; Viridiplantae; Streptophyta; Magnoliopsida; Malvales; Dipterocarpaceae. The record is from the annotation of a GenBank genome assembly.
CUCUUUCUUGCAGCCAUGGCAAGCACCAGCUCGCCGGUGCUACCCUUGUCGAGAUUAGAUUUUCCGGUCCUGUUUUCUGCUGGAAAAACCAAGAUCGUUGGGUCACGGGUCCAUUUUGGCAGGACCCGGUUUCGAAAACAUACGAUUUCUCACUCAUUUUUCAGUCUUUAUCGAUUGAAAUCAAAAGGGUUUGUUGUUUGCUCUGUUUCGACUGAUAAUCCAGCUGAAGAUCGAACUGAAGACAUGAUUUUAUCAAGCAAAAGCUCAGACCCUCAAGUUCAAAGCUGCAUGUGGACCUGGAAAGGUUACUCUAUUCGCUACCAAUGUUCUGGAAACAGUGGGCCUGCCUUGGUUUUGGUUCAUGGUUUUGGAGCAAACAGGUCUACAUCAUUGUCAUUUUGCUUCUCAUUAGGAGACAAGUAAUUGCUAUAGUGACCAUUGGAGGAAAAAUAUUCCAGUUCUUGCAAGAUCACAUAGGGUAUAUGCAAUUGAUCUUAUUGGGUAUGGAUAUUCUGACAAGCCAAAUCCUCGUGAAGUUGGAGAAUCUUUCUAUACAUUUGAGACAUGGGCCUCUCAGCUGAAUGACUUUUGUAGCGAUGUGAUCAAGGAUGAGGCAUUCUUCAUAUGCAAUUCUAUUGGAGGACUUGUUGGCCUUCAGGCAGCAGUUUUACAGCCACAGAUCUGUAAGGGCAUAGUUCUAUUGGAUAUAUCUCUUCGCAUGCUUCAUAUUAAGAAACAACCAUGGAUUGGGAGACCUUUUAUCACAUUAUUUCAGAGUCUGCUAAGGAAUACUGCCGUGGGAAAACUUUUCUAUAAAUCCAUUGCCACUAAAGAGUCUGUAAGAAGCAUUCUUUGCCAGGUACUCCUUUGUUUUUCCAUUCAUAAGAAACAAAUAAUAGCUCCAAAUAUCUCACCAUAAACAGUAUUUUGACACUACUCUUAUUGCUUUUUGUUCUACCAAACAUAUUUCAACUUUCAAAUUUUAACGCUGUUUCUGGUCCGAAGCUAGAGUUCCAAGUACAUUGUAGCAUUUACCAGGACAAGACAGAACACCAAUUUUGAGAUAGAAAGUACUAUUGAUAUCCAUGUAUGAGGAAUGUUACCAUGACACCUCCCAGGUGACAGAGGAACUUGUUGAGAAUAUUCUACGUCCAGGACUUGAGCCUGGUGCUGUUGAUGUUUUCCUUGAGUUCAUUUGUUACUCAGGUGGCCCUCUGCCUGAGGAACUACUGCCACAGGUUAAGUGCCCUGUUUUGAUAGCAUGGGGUGACAAGGAUCCAUGGGAACCUAUUGAACUGGGAAGAGCUUAUGAAAAUUUUGAUUCUGUAGAAGACUUCAUUGACCUUCCAAAUGUUGGCCACUGCCCUCAGGUUGGGCUCUCUCUUGUGUGGCAACUGCAUAAAUACAUGUUCAUGCUCACACAUUUAACACACAAAGUAAUUUCUACAACCUUUCUUUGCUGGUAUGGACGCAGGAUGAAGCUCCACAUCUUGUAAACUCACUUGUUGAGUCAUUUGUGGGACGCCAUGCUAUAUCUCCAGCAAGUGCUUCCACUGCCAUCUAAUUGCUGCUCCUUUUCUUUAUUAAAGAUGUUCACAAAUUUCCAAAAGGGUUUGGAGGAACGAACAAUGUGAUUUAAGAAGCAUUCCCAAGUCGCAUAAAGUUCUUCUGGUGUCAAUUCUUGAUAUAUUUCAUGAGCGGCAGCUAUCCGUCAACUAAUUUAUUAUUAAGGAUUGAUCCAUCCUUCCAUCCAAUAAUUGGUUAUAAGGAUGGAUGCAACAUUUGAUUGUUGAAAAAAAAUAAAAAUGAAAAACAGGAUAAGAACUUGGUAUUGAGUUUGUAGAGUUAAAGCUAUUCAAAUUGUUGGUGAUCAUCUUUUUGUCGGUGUAGAUUCGAGGUUCUAUGGUCUUUUAAUGUUUCAUGUGUCAUAAUCAAAGGUCUCUGUGAUU